UCGGCCACAUUGUGUUGAAUAGUGACAGUUUGAAAUUAAUAGAUAUUUCAAUUUUCAAACAUAUUGUAACUAGCACUGUUCUGUUGGUUUCUAUAGGGACCAUGGAUUCAAAGGCACAGCACAACCGAAUGGAUGAUGACAAGUACUUGCAUCAGGCGCGUCAAGAGAUGGACAAGAAUAUGCAGCGAGAGCGAGAGGUGAUGGACAAGAAUCUGAAGCAGGAGUGGGCAACCGUGGACCGCAUGAGGAAGGAGGAGCGUGCAGCCGUGGAACAGAUGAUGACUGAGGAGCGUGCAGCCAUGGAUAAGAGGUUGAAGCAUUUCCAUGACGAUAUGGACCUAAAGUUGAAGCAGGAGCGCAAGGACCUGGAUCGCGCUAUGCAGCUCGAGCAUGGCAUGAUGGAAUUCAAUAUCAUGCAGGCGCGUGCGAACAUGGACCGUAUGUUGCAGCAGGAGCGUAAUGACAUGAAUCACAAGGCCAAGAUGGAGGGGAUCCGCAUGGAAGGGAAUAUGAUGCAAGACCGCGUUCUACAUCUCGAGCGUGGUAAAAUGGGCUUCGAUAACAUGCAGACGGGUGCGGGCAUGGACCUUAACUUACCAAAGGACCGCAAUGAUCUGGAUUACAAGGCCAAGAUGGAGCAGAUCCGCAUGGAAGGAAAUACGAUGCAGGACCGUGCUAAUACACGUCUGAAGGAUGAGAAGGCCAAAAUGGAGGAGAUCCGCAUGGAAGGGGGUAUGAUGCAAGACCAUGCUAGUACAGGAUGAGAAGGCCAAAAUGGAGGAGAUCCGCAUGGAAGGGGGUAUGAUGCAAGACCAUGCUA
Messenger RNA from Aegilops tauschii subsp. strangulata, 820 nucleotides. Lineage: Eukaryota; Viridiplantae; Streptophyta; Magnoliopsida; Poales; Poaceae. The record is from RefSeq and is a predicted model, not a curated record.